GUCAGUGUUUUGCUAGUUUCGCUCUUGAACACGGAAAAGAGAAAUCUCUGUUCACAAGUCCCAGCUUGCAAACAUGACGCAAAAGAAGAUUACCACAAUACUGUUCGAUUGCGACAAUACGCUCGUGUUGUCCGAAUCGCUCGCCUUCGAAGCCUCCGCCGACCUCACAAAUGAGAUCCUCGCCAGCCAAAACAUUCCCCGGCGCUUCACCGGCCCUGAACUCCAGACCGAGUUUGUCGGUCGGAGUUUUGAGGAUAUGAUGAAAAUACUGGCAGAAAUGUACGAUUUCAAAGCCCCACUCUCAUCUGCCGCACUACAGCAUUAUGCCAACAUUGAAGAUGAGCUUGUGAUGGCCAAGCUGGAACAAAAGCUCAUGCCUUGUGAUGGCGCAAACGAGGUACUGAGCGAGCUCGUGAAAGACCAAACAUUCCACCUGGCAGUUGUUUCAGGCUCUGCACUGCGCCGCGUUCGGUUGUCUCUGGAAAAGGCAGGCCAGAGAGCGUUCUUUGAUGCAGACGACGUCUUCAGCGCGUCGUGUUCGUUGGAAUGGCCUGUAUCGAAACCCGAUCCUGCAAUAUAUUUGCAUGCGAUGCGAUCAUUGAGGCGGGUGCCACAAGAGUGUGUUGCGAUAGAAGAUAGCAGAUCUGGGGUAAUUUCGGCGCGGGAGGCGGGAAUCCGGGUGGUUGGGUAUACAGGGUGCCACAAGGAGCGCAAGGAUAGGGAGGCGAUGGAGAGGGUACUCCUGGAGGCUGGGUGUUCAGUAAUUAUGGACCAUUGGAAGGACUUUGAAAUGUGUUUAGAGGAGAUUGAAAGUAUGGUUCAUACAGGGUAAAUUGGAUAGUGCUCUUGUUCACUUAGUAGGAACGAGAUUUUAUGGAUGGGAAUCUUUUUAGAUCGAAACACAAUCAAUCACCUACUCGAC
Molecule: messenger RNA, 922 nt
Organism: Cadophora gregata
Lineage: Eukaryota; Fungi; Ascomycota; Leotiomycetes; Helotiales; Ploettnerulaceae
Exons: 3
Coding region: 74-832 (252 amino acids)
Source: RefSeq, a predicted model, not a curated record